GGUUUUGUUGGUUUCUGAUGGUCAGAAAGGUCUUUUUCUUUUAUGUUUUUUAAGGGUAAUAAAAAGGGAUGAUAAUUAUUUAGGGGUGAAUUACGUGUUUUUUACAAAAAUAUUAUAAAAAAAUAAAAAAUAAUCAAAAUGUUAUAACUUUCUUUUUAUUUACCAAAAUAUAUUUUUUAUUUACCAAAAUAUAUCAAAAAAAACCUGCAAAAAAAAUCUGCACCGAUGUGACGGCACGUUGGUCACGCCAAAGCCAUUGGUGGCACCAAAGGUGCCAAAACUAUUGGCGGCACCAAUGGUGCCAAUGCCAUUGGCGGCACCAAUGUUGCCAUACUGAUUGGCGGCACUACUCGUAUUAUAAAAACGAGCUCUGUCCAGCUUAAGGGAGAAAAAUCAGAAGAAAAAAAAAAGAAGAAGAAGAGGUGCUGCGGAAAAGAAGAGAAAAAGAAGAUUAAAUAUUGAAGAUGGAUGCUAAGUUUCUUGUAUGCGUUUAUUUCGAUGGAGUCAUCUUGACAACAAGUGUUGGAUGUGUAUUUGAAUGUCGGCAACAAAUAGCAAUGAGAUUUAAUAGAAAUGUAUCGUUCGAUGAAAUGAAGGCAAUGAUUAAUGCAAAAAUUCAUAGACAUUGUGGGAGAAGGAUAUCAAAAAUUUUCUACAAGUUUCUAGUUUCGACAAAUCCGGUCAAAUUCGUCGAAAUGAAACUUGUAGACGACGAAGACGUGGAGACAAUGGUCGAUCUCUACUGUGGGAAUGGGAGUGAGAAGAAUGCACCGAUUCAUUUAUUUGCUGAGUUAGUCGGUAUGGAGCAAAAUGAAUAUGUUAAUGCAUCUGAUGAAGAAGACGGGACUGAAGAAUCGUGGAUGGUGGCUCCAAUAUCAUACGUUGAUAGUGAAUCAACUAUGGGUGGGAUCGGUAUCGACCUGAAUAUUACACCCGAUGUUGACAUGGUUGGUGGUGAAGAAGAAGGUGGUGGCGAAGAAGAAGGUGGUGGCGAUCAUUGGGAUGAAGAGGUCGAUAGUGACGGUGAUCCUGAUAUGGACGAUGUACCUGAUGAUAUUGACAAUGAAGAUGUCAACAACGAUGAAGGCAUUAACGCUUCUUCAGUCGGCGAGCAGAUGCGGCGUAUUUUGAUACACAAUAAUCCUGGGCCACACAUGUCGCUCAUAGACCCCGACGCAGCGUAUGUAGCUGAGUUUCCAGAGUACCCUGAAAUAGUUCAUUCUCACGGGAUGGUCGUAACAUCUGAUGAUGAUGAGUUAUUCAUAGGCUAGAGAUUCAACUGUAAAGAAGAGUGCGUAUAUGCCAUUAAACGGUACAGCAUGAAGAUAUCGAUGGAUUAUAAAGUCUCCGUGUCUACUCCGACAGUAUAUGUUAGGGAGUGUUGGAAGGCAGCGGAAGGCUGCAAUUGGCGGGUACGAGCUGCAUUCAUUAGAAGUUCUCAGAUGUGGGAGAUACGAAAAUUUGUUGGUCCUCAUACAUGCACAUCAACACAUAUGACAGAAGAUCAUGGAAAACUUGAUUCGAAAAAUAUUUGUAUGUGUAUCAUGCCAAUGGUGAAGGACAUGCCGACCAUUAAAGUUUCGGUACUCAUUGCGAAAAUGCAAGCACGAUUCCAGUAUCAAGUCUCAUAUCGGAAGGCAUGGAUAGCUAAACAGAUGGCGAUGGAGCAACUGUAUGGGGAUUACGAUUUGUCGUAUAACGAGCUUCAAGGUUGGAUAAUUGCUAUGCGGGAGUACGUACCGGGGACUGUGAUUAAGUUACAAACAAGUCCAUAUUACGGCCCGGAUGACCAGUUACAGCUGGCAAAAAGGAUUUUCCAUCGGAUGUUCUGGACAUUCGAUCCAUGUGUGCGGGCAUUUUCCCACUGCAAGCCACUUGUGCAGGUUGCUCAAGACGGUAACAAAAACGUGCUCCCGAUAGUAUUUGCUAUCGUAGAUAAAGAGAACAUGGAGUUUUGGGAAUUCUUCCUCACAAUCUGCGGAGGUAUGUUAUUAGGAACGAUAACAUUUGCAUCAUCUUCGAUAGAGGGAAAGGUUUAAUUGCAGCUAUUAGGCGUUCCGGUGUGCCGUGGAGAUCCGUUUACUACAUUCGUCACAUUGCGUCUAAUUUCUAUAAAGAUUAUAAGAAUGCAGACUGGAAGAGACAAGUCGUGGCAAUGGCGUACGAGUUAGAGCCACAUAUUUUUCGGCAAAGAAUGAUCCGACUUGAGAGUGACAUGGAGGGGCAGACAAACACAUAAUUCCAACAAUGGUUGCGCACAAUGGAGCCGUGGCAGUGGGCUCAAAGUUUUGACGAGGGCUUUCGUUAUGGCCACAUGACCACAAACUUAGUCGAGGGGAUCAACGCUGUCUUGUUGAAAACACGUCAUCUUCUGAUUGCAUCGGUAUUUUCUGCUACUUUUUACAAGCAAUCGGUAUUUUCUACUGCUUUCUACAGGCUGGCUACUUUGAUGCCAAGAAUGGGUCAGCAGCAAGUCGGCCAGAUUCAGGUGGGACAUGUGUUUGUCGAACAUGUAAGGGAUGCAAUGGUCGUAAACCGUUGGUUGGCGAGGUCAAUGAACGUGGAAAUAUAUUCACGGCGACUGGAAACAUUUCGAGUUACUAAGAACAUCGGUCGUCGACCUAGGUCCUACGGAGUUGAUCUCCGAAACAGACGGUGCGAGUGCAGGAGGUUCGAAACACUUCAUUAUCCCUACGCGCAUGUCGUGGCAGCGUGUGCUAAAGUGAACCUUGAUGCUGAACAAUAUGUCGAUGAUGUGUACACAAUGGAGCACACAUUGCGUGUUUGGGAGAAUGCGUUCCCCGUCCUGGCGGACCUAUCUACGUGGGAGGUGCCGCUGAUGACUUUCGAGCUUCUCCGAGACAGAAGGCUACGGAGGAAUCUAAGGGGUUGUCCGCAGUCAAGCAGAAUCCGUAAUGAGAUGGACAUUAGGGAGAAAUCUGACGAAAAACAUUGUGGAAUAUGCAGGUUAAGUGGUCAUAGCCAGAAUAAAUGCCCUAACCGAUACUUUCAUGUUGGACAGUCGUCCGGAUCAGGUCGAAAUUGAGCUAAUGCUGUAAAAUUUUGAUGUAUAUUGUUAUAAAAAGUAAUUUAAUUAAUAAUAAUUUUUAUUA
Molecule: messenger RNA, 3113 nt
Organism: Gossypium raimondii (Peruvian cotton)
Lineage: Eukaryota; Viridiplantae; Streptophyta; Magnoliopsida; Malvales; Malvaceae
Exons: 3
Coding region: 465-1271 (268 amino acids)
Source: RefSeq, a predicted model, not a curated record